Phodopus roborovskii (desert hamster) is the source of this 3006-nucleotide messenger RNA. RefSeq names its product inter-alpha-trypsin inhibitor heavy chain 4 (gene Itih4). The transcript is spliced from 23 exons. Gene Ontology annotation, molecular function: serine-type endopeptidase inhibitor activity. The coding region runs from base 71 to 2866 and encodes 931 amino acids. Gene Ontology annotation, biological process: hyaluronan metabolic process. NCBI's taxonomy places the organism in Eukaryota, Metazoa, Chordata, Mammalia, Rodentia, Cricetidae. The record is from RefSeq and is a predicted model, not a curated record.
CAGCAAGUUACCAAUUUAUACCCCACCUGCUCUCAGGUUCAGAAGCAGCCUGGCAAGCAACUGAAGACCAAUGAAGAGCCCAGCCCCUGCCCACAUGUGGAACAUUGUGCUGGUCCUGCCCUCGCUGCUGGCUGUGCUUCAGACCACCACUGCCAAAAAGAAUGGCAUCGAUAUCUACAGCCUCACAGUGGACUCCCAAGUGUCUUCCCGAUUUGCCCAUACUGUGGUUACCAGCCGGGUGGUCAACAGAGCCAACUCUGUUCAAGAAGCUACCUUCCAAAUAGAGCUACCCAGGAAAGCCUUCAUCACCAACUUCUCCAUGGUCAUCGAUGGUGUGACUUACCCAGGGAUUGUCCAAGACAAGGCUGCAGCCCAGGAGCAGUACAGUGCAGCAGUAAGCCGCGGAGAGAGCGCUGGCCUCGUCAAGACCGCUGGGAGACAGACAGAGCAGUUCGAAGUGUCAGUCACUGUGGCCCCUAAUGCCAAGAUUACCUUUGAACUGGUAUACCAGGAACUGCUCAGACGGCGACUGGGAACAUAUGAGCUACUCCUCAAAGUGAAGCCACAGCAGCUGGUCAAGCACCUUCAGAUGGAUAUCCACAUCUUCGAGCCUCAGGGUAUCAGAUUGCUGGAGACAGAGAGUACCUUCAUGACCCAGGAGCUGGCAGACGCCCUUACCACCUCACAGAACAAGACCAAGGCACAUAUCCGGUUCAAGCCAACACUUUCCCAGCAACAAAAGUCUCAAAAUGAGCAGGACACAGUCCUGGAUGGGAACUUCAUCGUCCGCUAUGAUGUGGACCGGUCUGUCUCUGGGGGCUCCAUUCAGAUUGAGAACGGCUACUUUGUGCACCACUUCGCCCCUGAGGAUCUUCCUACAAUGCCCAAGAAUGUGAUCUUUGUCAUUGAUAAAAGUGGAUCUAUGUCAGGCAAGAAAAUCCAGCAGACUCGAGAAGCCCUAAUCAAGAUCUUGAAUGACCUCAGCCCCAAAGACCAGUUCAACCUCAUUGUGUUCAAUUGGGAAGCAACCCAAUGGGCAUCAUAUCUGGUGGAAGCCUCAGAAGAGAACUUGAAAAGGGCCACAGAGUAUGCUUCCAAGAUCCGUGCUCAAGGAGGGACCAACAUCAACGAUGCAAUGCUAUUGGCUGUGAAACUGCUAGAUAGCAGCAACCAGGCUGAGCUACUGCCCUCGGGGAGUGUCUCCCUUAUUAUCCUGCUCACGGACGGUGAACCCACUGAAGGGGAGACCAAUCCCGCAAAUAUCCGGAAGAAUGUACAGGAAGCCAUCAACGACCAGUACAGCCUCUUUUGCUUGGGCUUUGGUUUUGAUGUCCACUAUUCUUUCCUGGAGAAGCUGGCACAGGACAAUGGUGGCCUGGCCCGGCGCAUCUAUGAGGACUCAGACUCUGCACUGCAGCUCCAGGACUUCUACCACGAAGUAGCCAACCCGCUGCUGUUGUCGGUGGCCUUUGAAUACCCCAGUAAUGCCGUGGAGGUGGUCACGCAGGACAACUUCCGACACCACUUUAAGGGCUCAGAGAUGGUGGUGGCUGGGAAGCUCCAGGACCAGGGUCUUGAUGUCCUCUCAGCCAAAAUCAGUGGGCAGAUGCAUAAGCAGAACAUCACCUUCCAAACGGAAGCCAGAGUAGCCCAAAAGGAGGAGGAGUUCCAGAGCCCCAAGUACAUCUUUCACAACUUCAUGGAGAGACUCUGGGCAUUACUAACCAUACACCAACAGCUGGAACAGAUGGUCUCAGCAUCAGGUGAUGAGUUAAAGGCCCUUGAGUCCCAAGCUCUGAAUUUGUCACUCAAAUACAGUUUUGUCACUCCUCUUACACAUAUGGUGGUCACCAAACCUGAAGGCCAAGAACAAUUUCAAGUUGCUGGGAAGCCAGUGGAAGCUGAUAAUGGACUAAGGAGUGUCUUAAGAGGUCAAGCCCAUUUUUUCAAGUCUCGUGCCAGAAGACCUGGACCGCUCCAACCAGCAGUAGGAACUAAGUUCCGCAAGGACCCAAAACUGGAUGAUGCUGGCACUGCACUUAGAGAACACAAAUUUCCUGGACUUCGUGGACCCCCUGGUGAUCUUUACCUUACUGCUAGCUUUGUUGGCUUCAAUCCCAGCCUGAAUCGUUUAAUGGGAAGGAUACCAGACCAGCCUCACUUAUCAACAGCAGCUCCUGUGGUUUCAAGUCAAGCUGUGUUACAAAGCACAAAGAAAACAGAUAAAGACAGCACCAUUCCGGAUGAACUCCCACAGCCAGCCCAAUCCCAGCAUUUUCCUAUCAUCUUGCCGCUUCCUGGAUCCAGUGUGGACCAGCUCUGUGUGGAUAUACGUUCUAGGGAGGCUUUGAAGCUGUUUGAAGACCCUGAGCAGGGGCUUUUUGUUGCUGGUGAGUAUGGGAAAGGCGGGUUCUCAUGGAUCAAAGUGAACAUCCAGAAGCCUCACCUGCAUAUCCACGCAACCCCUGAACGCUUGGUGGUGACACGGGACCGAAAAAACUCUGAGUACAAAUGGAAGCAGACACUGUUCUUUGUAUUACCUGGCUUGAAGAUGACCAUGGACAAGAUGGGACUCCUACGGCUCAGUGGCCCAGACAGAGUGGACAUUGCCCUCGUGCCCAUGGAUGAGCCUCAGAAGGGACUGAUGCUCCUUGUGCAUGACACUCAACACUUCUCCAACCGCACUUAUGGGGAACUCGGUCGGUUUUACCAGGGUAUCAUCUGGGAUCCACCAGUUGGAUCAGAUGACACAAUACGGACACUCAGAGUUCAGGGAACAGAGUACUCUGCUACCAGACAGCUCAGAUUGAAAUACCAGGAAGGGUCCAAGGGAACAGAUAUUUCCUGCUGGACUGUGAAGAUAUAGGAAGAGUAUUCCCUGCCAUGCUGCCGUUGUAUGCAGACACAUGCCAACAGAGCCACCAGUGAGGCCUAGAUCUCAAUGGAGAAGAGGAUUCUCACUUACCAGCAAUAAAGAAGGGUGGUGUGAACCCAGGGACUUGGUGU